Trichophyton verrucosum HKI 0517 is the source of this 1776-nucleotide messenger RNA. RefSeq names its product C6 finger domain protein, putative. Gene Ontology annotation, biological process: positive regulation of transcription by RNA polymerase II. NCBI's taxonomy places the organism in Eukaryota, Fungi, Ascomycota, Eurotiomycetes, Onygenales, Arthrodermataceae. The record is from RefSeq and is a predicted model, not a curated record. Gene Ontology annotation, cellular component: nucleus. Gene Ontology annotation, molecular function: DNA-binding transcription factor activity; transcription cis-regulatory region binding. The transcript is spliced from 4 exons. The coding region runs from base 1 to 1776 and encodes 591 amino acids.
AUGCACCUAUACCAUGCGGCUCUCCUGGGGGGGCCGGCCCUUCUCCAAGUCCCGGUUUGGCGAGUGCAUGAAGAGCGAUCCCAGUCUGGUGCAGCUGCCGGUCGUCUCGUCCUCAGUACUUCCCGCUCUCGUCUGACCCUGGCAUGCCCAGACGGAGCUUCUCCCGCAGGGCCACAUGGCGGGGCUGAGGUUAUUAUUAUUAUUAUUUCUUCGUUUUUAACCGUGCCGCACCCCCCCUUCUUCCCCCAAAAGAAAAAAGUUAUACGCACGUUUUAUGAGGCUAAAAUUUUCAUCUCGUUCUCUCCAUUAUUCGCGAGUUUAGGUAGCACGGCGUUUAUUUAUGGGUCAAAAGCGGGAGAGCGCUCGUCAAGCUCUGUGGAUGCCGUGGUGGAACAGUCGCAGGGGCAGCAGGCGUUACAAUUUGAUAUCAACGAUGGGAGGGAGUCUUCGCUGGCAACGCCGCCUCCCUCGUCAGCUUCAGACGACCCCAUCGAAUUCGAAAGCCGCCUGAUCAGAUAUACUCCGCCGACACCCGAAGUUCAAGCCAACCCGUUUGAGCUGAGCUGGCUGCCGAAACAGCAGCAGAAACUCCUUGAUCAUUUCGUAUCAUGCACCACCUUGUCGAUGUCAUGUCAUUCGCCAAUCCAGGAUAUGUUCUGCCGGGUUCUCGUGCCCAUGGCUACACAGACCCCUCAUCUCAUGAACGCCCUGCUGAGCCUGGCAGCCACUCACAGAUUGACCCUGGGCAUGGACCAAAGCAUGUCAGAGCUCAACCAUCUCAAGGCCUCCAGUCUCCGUCAGCUGCAAGACGCUCUGGCCAAGCCCGGGGCUAGCUUGGACGAAUCAGUAGUCGCAACUACCCUUACCCUGUGUCAUUCUGACUUUGUCUCGGAUGGCCGUAGCCCUGGUUCAUGGCGUUCUCACCUGCAAGGCACAACGGCAAUAAUAUCUUCUUAUCUAGAGAAGUCAAAGGCUUCUCCAGACUCACUCACCAAUACCAUGUCCCUUCUGUGGCGAUGGUAUCUAUCCAUCGAAACCAUUGCUCUAUUAACAGGAAAUCUGGUCAUGCCAAACGAUUCUCGCGCCUUACUCCAGAUGCGAAAAUUGAUAAGCGAUGAUAAAAUCGACGAUUUGGCUGGAUUCUCGUCCUCGUUAGGACCGAUCUUCAAACAAAUCAACCGUCUUGCGAUAGAGGCUGACCUGGCUCUCAAACAAGAUGAAGGAGGGCAUUUACCUGCAGACUCAGACCCCAAAAACCGCAUUCCGCUCUCAGUACUUGAUGAAAGCUAUCAGCUCAUCAAUGAGAUACAUUCAAAGAUGGGCCCCCAAGAACGGAGAUUUAGGCCUACGGUCGAUGCUUCAGUGCACAAAUAUGACUUUGCCACUGUUGACGAAGCCUUUCACCACGUCGCACUCGUUCAAAUAUAUCGCCGUAUCCUCAACCUGACCUCUACAGAUCCUUUGGUUCAGAGUUCGGUAAAACAUAUUAUCAGUCGGAUAUGCAAAGUUCGGUUCCUGGGCGAACCUUGCCCUGGAAUUGCCGUGCUACAACCUCUCUUUACAGCUGGCUGUGAAGCAUCUGCAGGGCCAGACAGGGACAGCAUCAAUACCUUGCUUUUGAACUUUGAACAUCGCUAUGGCAUGGGGAAUGCAAGGAAUUGUCGAACAUUUUUACACGAUUUAUGGGCCAUGAGAGAUAAGAGUGAUGAUGUAGAAGGGAAGACUAGAUGGGAUAAGGUUAUGGUUGACAAGGGACUUGAUAUCCUCCCUUAUUGA